This is a messenger RNA of Colletotrichum destructivum, 792 nucleotides long. RefSeq lists its product as uncharacterized. Lineage: Eukaryota; Fungi; Ascomycota; Sordariomycetes; Glomerellales; Glomerellaceae. The record is from RefSeq and is a predicted model, not a curated record. The coding region runs from base 281 to 790 and encodes 169 amino acids. The transcript has a single exon.
GAACGACAACCUAUCGAAGCUGAGUAUCCUUUGUCCAAAGGCGGCCAGAAGCUUUGUUACUUUUUUGCCGCAGGACAGGACGGUAGGCAAAGUUGGGCUGUUCCGCGACCUCGAAUGACUGCACCUCCACAUAUCCACGGAUCCACAGGUCAUACAUAUCCACCGAGCUGUGUAGGGAUCAUGGCAUUGUGGACCAGCGUUACUUAGCCAGCCAGCGGCCAGCCAGUCAAAGGAGCGGUGCUCGGCCGACGAAGUCGCGAGAUCCUCCCUGCCAGCUAUCAUGCCGUUACUGCUUCAGUCGUGCAAUCGAGAUGGCCAAUACUCGCCAAUACAUGCCGUCAAAGCAACACUUGGCUAUCUUGCGUGGACAGUGCCACUUCGAGCAAUGUAUUUACAAUUCUUUCUCGUUCAUUCCCCCUUCUUUCUGUGCUACGGUAUGCUCCUUCUCUUCACACGCCCCGGAAAAAAGAAAGUGGUAUGUAGGGCAAGGUUACGGGGGAACGCUUUACCGAGGGAUCUUUCUCUGAACAGGGGUGUCGCAUCAACGGGACGGGGAUAUAUGCGCAUUCGGCCUGGUUUACCACUUAUUCGAGCUCGUAAACGAACACUAAAAUCUUUCAGUAUUGCUACUGUUCAUGCAUUGACAGAAGAGUCCUCUCCUCAUGCGGACAGCAGAAUGCGUCUGUUGCCUGAUUCCCCAGCCUGGUCCGUCCGCCUCCGUUCGUCUCGAUCGGCCACCCAGAAGAGAAAGCAACGGAGAAUCAAGAGAAAAUGGUCACGAGCCACGUAGAC